Balaenoptera musculus (blue whale) is the source of this 3801-nucleotide messenger RNA. It is a transcript of the gene ABCB5, whose product is annotated as ATP binding cassette subfamily B member 5. The record is from RefSeq and is a predicted model, not a curated record. Gene Ontology annotation, cellular component: membrane. Gene Ontology annotation, biological process: transmembrane transport. NCBI's taxonomy places the organism in Eukaryota, Metazoa, Chordata, Mammalia, Artiodactyla, Balaenopteridae. Gene Ontology annotation, molecular function: ATP binding; ABC-type transporter activity; ATP hydrolysis activity.
AUGGCAAAUUCUGAAAGUGUUGAAGAAAUGCAAGAAAAUUAUCAGAGAAAUAGAAAACUGCAAGAACUGCCCAAAGUAAGACAGCAAGUUGUUGGACCUACUGAGAUAUUUUGCUUUGCUGAUGGACUGGACAUCACACUCAUGAUCCUAGGAUUACUACCAUCACUAGUAAAUGGGGCCUGUCUUCCUGUAUUGUCACUGAUUUUAGGAGAAAUGAGUGACAGUCUUAUCAGUGGAUGUCUAGUCAAAACCAACACAACAAAUUAUCGGAACUGUACUCAGUCUCAAGAGAAGGUGAAUGAAGAUAUGAUUGUGUUGAUCCUGUAUUAUGUUGGAAUAGGAGUUACUGCCAUGGUUUUUGGCUACAUACAGAUUUCCUUUUGGGUUAUGACUGCAGCUCGACAGACCACAAGAAUUCGAAAACAGUUUUUUCAUUCAAUUUUGUCUCAGGACAUCAGCUGGUUUGACAGUUGUGACAUCGGUGAACUUAAUACUCGCAUGACUGAUGACAUCAACAAAAUCAAUGAUGGUAUCGGAGACAAGAUUGCUCUGUUGUUUCAAAACAUGUCUACUUUUUCUGUUGGCCUGGCGAUUGGUUUGGUGAAGGGCUGGAAACUCACCCUGGUGACUCUGUCCACAUCACCUCUUAUAACUGCUUCAGCAGCCAUGUUUUCUAAGAUAGUUAUCUCAUUGUCCAGUAAGGAAUUAAAUGCUUAUUCCAAAGCUGGGGCUGUAGCAGAAGAAGUCUUGUCAUCAAUCCGAAGAGUCAUAGCCUUUGGGGCCCAGGAAAAAGAAAUUCAAAGGUAUACACAGAAUCUAAAAGAUGCAAAGAAUGUUGGCAUGAAAAAAGCUAUAGUCAAACUCUAUCUUGGUGCUGUGUACUUCUUUAUGAAUGGAACCUACGGACUUGCUUUUUGGUAUGGAACCUCCUUGAUUCUUAGUGGAGAACCUGAUUAUACCAUUGGAACUGUUCUUGCUGUUUUUUUUAGUUUAAUCCAUACUAUUUAUUGCAUUGGAGCAGCAGCCCCUAGCUUUGAAAGCUUCACUAUAGCCAGAGGAGCCGCCUUUAAUAUUUUCCACAUUAUUGAUAAGAAACCUGCUAUAGAUAAGUUUUCAACAACAGGCUAUAAAUCGGAAUGCAUAGAAGGAAAUGUGGAAUUUAAAAAUGCUUCUUUCAGGUAUCCAUCAAGACCAUCUAUCAAAAUUCUGAAAGGUCUGAAUCUCAGAAUUAAGUCUGGAGAGACAGUAGCCUUGGUUGGCCCCAACGGCAGUGGGAAGAGUACAGCAGUCCAACUUCUGCAGAGGUUAUAUGAUCCUGAUGACGGCUUUAUCACGGUGGAUGGUAACGACAUCAGAACUUUAAAUGUGCAGCAUUAUCGAGAACAUUUUGGAGUGGUCAGCCAAGAGCCUGUUUUGUUUGGGACCACCAUUAAUAACAAUAUUAGAUAUGGACGAGAUGGCGUGACUGAUGAAGACAUUGAGAAAGCUGCAAAGGAAGCAAAUGCUUAUGAUUUUAUAAUGGAGUUCCCCAUGAAAUUUAAUACCUUGGUAGGGGAAAAAGGAGCUCAAAUGAGUGGAGGACAGAAACAGAGAAUCGUGGUUGCUCGAGCUUUAGUUCGAAACCCGAAGAUUCUGAUCUUAGAUGAGGCUACUUCUGCCCUAGACACAGAAAGCGAAUCAGUGGUUCAAGCUGCACUGGAGAAGCCCAACUGCCUGAUUUGCUGUAGCCUCUAUCAUGAUUACACCUCAUCUUUUUCUCCCUGGCAAACUUCUAUUGUUUCAUUAAGACCCUACUCAAAAUCAUCUAUAAAAGAUGGGAUGGUGGUGGAAAAAGGAACACAUGCUGAACUAAUGGCAAAACAAGGUCUAUAUUAUUCACUUGCAAUGUCACAGGAUAUUAAAAAAGCUGAUGAACAGAUGAACUCAAUGGCAUAUUCUACUGAAAAAGAUAUCAGCUCAAUUCCUCUGUGCUCUAUGAAUAGCAUCAAGUCAGACUUUACUGACAAGUCUGAGGAAUCCAUCCAAAAUAAAGAGACAAGUCUUCCUGAAGUUUCUCUAUUAAAAAUUUUUAAAUUAAACAAGUCUGAAUGGCCUUCUGUGGUUCUGGGGACAUUGGCUUCUGUUCUAAAUGGAACUGUUCAUCCAGUAUUUUCCAUCAUCUUUGCAAAAAUUGUAACUAUGUUUGAAAAUGAUGAUAAAACCACAUUAAAGCAUGAUGCAGAAAUUUAUUCCAUGAUAUUUGUAAUGUUGGGUAUUAUUUGCUUUGUCAGUUAUUUCAUUCAGGGAUUAUUUUAUGGCAGAGCAGGGGAAAUUUUAACCAUGAGAUUAAGACACUUGGCAUUUAAAGCCAUGUUAUAUCAGGGUAUCUCCUGGUUUGAUGAUAAGGAAAACAGCACAGGAGCCUUGACAACAAUAUUAGCCAUAGAUAUAGCACAAAUUCAAGGAGCAACAGGAUCAAGGGUUGGUGUCUUAACACAAAAUGCAACUAACAUGGGACUUUCAGUUAUCAUUUCUUUCAUAUAUGGAUGGGAGAUGACACUCUUGAUUCUGAGUAUUGCUCCGGUACUUGCUCUGACAGGAAUGAUUGAAAUGGCAGCAAUGACUGGAUUUGCCAACAAGGAUAAGCAAGAACUUAAGCAUGCUGGAAAGAUAGCAACCAAAGCUGUGGAGAAUAUACGCACUACAGUGUCAUUCACAAGAGAAAAAGCCUUCGAGCAAAUGUAUGAGGAGAUGCUUCAGACUCAGCACAGAAAUACCUUGAAGAAAGCACAGAUCAUUGGAAUCUGUUAUGCAUUCAGCCAUGCCUUUGUAUAUUUUGCCUAUGCAGCGUGUUUUCGAUUUGGAACUUAUUUAAUUCAAGCAGGACAAAUGACCCCAGAGGGCAUGUUCAUAGUUUUUACUGCAAUUGCAUAUGGAGCUAUGGCCAUUGGAGAAACACUUGUUUUGGCACCUGAAUAUUCGAGAGCCAAAUCUGGGGCUGCACAUCUGUUUGCUUUGUUGGAAAAGAAACCAACUAUAGACAGCUAUAGUCAAGAACGGAAAAAACCUGACAUAUGUGAAGGGAAUAUAGAGUUCCGAGAAGUCUCUUUCUUCUAUCCAUGCCGCCCAGAUGUUCUAAUCCUUCACAGUUUAUCCCGCAGCAUUGAGAAAGGGAAGACUGUAGUAGCAUUUGUUGGGAGCAGUGGCUGUGGGAAAAGCACUUCUGUCCAACUUCUGCAGAGAUUUUAUGACCCAGUGAAAGGACAAGUGCUCUUUGAUGGUGUGGAUGCAAAGGAAUUGAACGCACAGUGGCUGCGUUCCCAAAUAGCAAUCGUUUCUCAAGAGCCUGUGCUAUUCAACUGUAGCAUUGCUGAGAACAUUGCCUAUGGUGAUAACAGCCGUGUCGUGCCAUUGAAUGAGAUAAAAGAAGUAGCAAAUGCAGCGAAUAUCCACUCUUUUAUUGAGAGUCUCCCUGAGAAAUACAGCACACAAGUUGGACUGAAAGGAACACAGCUUUCUGGCGGCCAGAAACAAAGACUAGCUAUUGCAAGGGCUCUUCUCCGAAAACCAAAAAUUUUGUUGUUGGAUGAGGCCACUUCAGCCCUUGAUAAUGAGAGUGAAAAGGUGGUUCAGCAUGCCCUUGAUAAGGCCAGUAAGGGGAGGACGUGCCUAGUGGUAGCUCACAGACUCUCCACGAUACAGAAUGCAGAUUUGAUAGUGGUUCUGCACAAUGGAAAAAUAAAGGAACAAGGAGCUCAUCAAGAGCUCCUGAGAAAUUGAGACAUAUAUUUUAAAUUAGUAAAUGCACAGUCAGUGCAGUGA